AUGGUUACCAUUCCGGCGGUGGCAAUGAGAUACGGGUGGUUAGGGCCACCGACAGAAGAAUCGAAACGCCCAGUUGGAUGUGCCACGGAGACGUGGAUGCUGUGGUUGGGGGCCGGGGGGAUGUUUGCGUGCGCGUUCCUCCGGGUGUACAGGAGCCACAGCGUUCUCCUCUGGCACAACGGCUUCAUGUGGCCAGUCCCGCUUCAGCUUGGCAUCACGAUCAUGCCUUUCGUCUUGACACCAGCAGCCCUCAACUCGGGCGCGGACGCAUUGGUGUUCGACGAAGAAACGAAUGAGUGCGAACGGGACUCCGAAAUGCCGGAGGCCAUCGUGGUCGGGUUCAUGGCACUUCUCGCCGCCGCUACCGCCGCCCUGACGUGCCGGCUGCAGGCAGUACGGUUUCAGGACAGGAUGAAAGUGAGAACCUUCGCGAGUUCCCCAGAAGGGCGGAACAUGCCGGAGUUCUUGGCGAUGACAUCGUUUUUCAGUGAUUCGCUUGACCGAGAAUGUGUUCGAGACUACUUCUUGCUUCAGGCCUCGACCUUGAGGAUUCUGGACCGGUACAUCCGCGAAGGAGCACCCGUGACCAUCCCUCUGUCCUCCUGCUGCAGAGACGAAAUGCUGACGUCGAAGGCCUCCUCGGCCUUCAUCUUCGAAACGGCUCGUCAGGAGGUCAUGGCACGAAUGGGAGGGGGUGGGCUCACCUACCGCCAGCAGAAGCAGCAGAAGCUCCCUCCAGGAGCGUUUCCGGCCAAGGCUCAACCGACCCGCGGAACGAAGACCGCCGGGAGGGCGGCGGUUUCGGGUGGGGAUAUCAAGAGGCACGGGCUCGGGAUUCUCGGCGGCAGAACCUCUGACUUGUUGGCUGUGUUCGGCCUCCGGCCCGACGGUAAACUCGGAAUCGAGUCCGAGGAAAACACCCCGCGUGGAACACUGCACGGGUUAAGGUUCGCCCUUAGCGUCGAGGACGGGAAAAGCGGAGAAGGCCAAUACCCUUUCGAUCAAGACGGGCGGCCGCGACAGGGCGAAGAGGCGGCCCCGGGCUCGCUCGAUGACCUCGACCCGUACAUGGACCUCCAGGGGGACCUGGACUUCAACUACUCCGAGUCGCUCGCGUCGAUCGCGCAGCUCGAAAACGACACGGGUCUCCAUUCGGGAUCGUCGUCGGAGGGACAGGACGGCACGAGCGACGAAGACGAUGAGGACGGUCCGAGCGGCGAAGGAGACGAUGAUCAGGACGGCCAUGUACACCAGAGCGACGAAGACGAUGAGGACGGCGAGGUGAUCGUCGUCGUCAACCCACUCUUCGCCGACCAGGGAAUCAAACGCGCGUCACGUUAAGAAACCUUUGGAUACUCUCGGCUGUUUUGGCGAGGGUGUUCAAAUGAUUUAGUUGAGACACUGUGUUCAUUCACACGGUCGAGCGGUUGUGUGAGACGAUCACCGGCACACAAGCGGAGGCACGGAGGCUUUCUGGGCAAUGUCAGGAGACGUGCGUCGACGACUGCGUGCCGGUGGAGUCAAACGCUUGGAGAACUUGCCGGUGGAACGAAAGCUGUGUGAACGUAGGCUUUUUGUUGGCAAUGUAUAUGGAAUCUUUAUUUUCGCUACACAAAGUAACUGUUACUGACAUUGGCAAGGUUUUAUGAACCUGCCGUUCUGCUGUGGGCGAAGGAAGUGCAGGAAGUUAACCCGAUCGGAAUGUCUUGACGGCAGCUUUUGCUGUUCCUCAAGCUUUGUGUGCAUAGUUUGGGUGGGGGGGGAUCGGUGCGUGGCUGGAUUGACACUUCAAGUUUGUGUCAUGCGGCGCAAUGUUGUCGAGAAACAAUCUAUCUAGUUUAUGGGCCACAGUUGUACGAUAGCUUGUCGUGUUGUGUGCGUUUUCAUGAGCCGUUGCGACGUAGCAUAUGCGCACCCACAACCCACGACGGUGUGGCAAAGGGGUCUAACAAAUUUGAAGUCAAGAGGCCAUAGGCUGCUCGUAAGCUAGAAGACGUGUAUAGAUCAGUUUUGCUCUAGAAAAUUAACUCCGGUUGACCUGAAUCUCCAUAAGGCCAUCGUCUACAGGUUUUAGUCGUGGAUGAAACAGCAAUAAUAUGGCGUCGACAUCCACAGAUAUAUCGUACUUGAUCCUAUAGGGCAAUAUAAAAUAGGCAUGGGCUGAUACCUAACGGCGAUGGUUUUUUCAAGAACUCUUUACCAUCGCCUCGUUCAGAAAGUGACGAUACAUGGAACGUGCCGGGGACAACCAGAGGGAUCUGAAGAAGAAUCGACAGACGGAGCAAAGGGCACGAACGCGUCCAUUGACCGCCUGGGAGAACACCGACCAGCAGUGAGCAACCUCUCCCUCUCUAACCACGGCACGACACCAAGCCGGCACAAAGCAGCUGAGAAGGUGCUCCUGAUUGGAUGACCAGAGCGGUAUCUCGUGCUUUUCGAGCAGGCCACGGCGACAAAAGGGCAGGCAGUAGGGCAAAUAAAGGAUGUCACGCUACCGAUCUCAAAAAAAAACUGAUUGAGCAACCAUCAACAACCACGCCACACAUGCGCCACAGGAUUGGUGGCAAGCCGCAUCCAGCCAGCAAGAAACACAUCGACAGCCCAAAACGUCAGUGGCCACAACCCAUCAUCAACGAGGUGAAAAGGUUCAAUGUGUCCGGCAGUCGUCGUCAACAGGCGUUCGGAAGGUUGUACAAUCGUUUGUGAAGGUGGUCCGCACACACACGUACCCUUAGGCGAGCCUCAUUGCUAGGCAGAAGACACUGGAACCCGACCGGUUGGCGGCGAAUUGAUUGUUCACCCUCUUCACUAUCUAAUUGUGGGUGAAUGUUGUUUCAACGAGCGCCAACCACCUCCGCCAUGUCGUAGCAGAAAAAAAAAUGAUUUUCUGAUGUCGGUCCCCCCGUGUUCACUUUUCGUUGUCUUUUCUGCACAAUGAGAAGAACCUAAGUGGGUAGCAGAAAUUGAACCAGGGUAAUCGUUCCUGAUAGUCAGAAUACCUCUUUGGGGACGCAAAUGUGUCCGAAUACUAACGUAUGCCACGCGAGCUUCACUGGACACCCGGACGGCGACAUCAUGAGCCCGAGGCCAAAACAGACUCGAAACACGAAUUCUUCAACCGUGCCCUAUCAGGAAGUAACAACAGCCCUGUUUGUUGGUGAGAAAAACCACGUGCACACCCAUGCACGUGCUCAGGGAACACGUGCGACGGUAAUCGCUGCAAUGAAAAUCCCGACGACCAAGGUGAAACUAACGUGGGACAAGCUUCAAAAGGAAUGGUUACCGUCAACAGAUGAACGCUCACUGGGAACACCCUCCUGCUGUUUCUUCCAUGGCCAGGGGACAACCAAAAGCUAAGCAGCUACAUGUAACUUGCUGUUAUUCUCCUCGAGAUCAAUUCCACUUAUUCAGAACACGGAACAUACAUAAAACUCCAGAAACAGCGCAUGUGUAACCUUCUCCUGAAACUCAAACGUGUCCCAAUUCCCUUUGCUAAAUUCCCCUCAUGCAUCUCAAACAACGAUAUUCC
Ectocarpus sp. CCAP 1310/34 is the source of this 3529-nucleotide messenger RNA. The record is from the annotation of a GenBank genome assembly. NCBI's taxonomy places the organism in Eukaryota, Phaeophyceae, Ectocarpales, Ectocarpaceae.